Perkinsus marinus ATCC 50983 is the source of this 1710-nucleotide messenger RNA. RefSeq lists its product as hypothetical. Gene Ontology annotation, molecular function: catalytic activity. The transcript is spliced from 17 exons. The record is from RefSeq and is a predicted model, not a curated record. The coding region runs from base 1 to 1710 and encodes 569 amino acids. Lineage: Eukaryota; Perkinsozoa; Perkinsida; Perkinsidae.
AUGUAUCUCCCUCAGAUGGCUGCUUAUGCGAUGACGGGUAACUCUUUUAUUACUAAGCUGGUGCGUUCAUUGGUUGCAAAGAACAUGCUCAAUAAUAUGGGAGCGUCCGAACUCAAGACUUUCACAGGCAGUCUCAAAACUGGUAGGAUGAAAUGGCCGUUUUAUAGACCCGAGAAAGAGAAGGAGUCUUCGAGCCAGAGACCCAGUCAAGGCGAAGACCUCUCAGCGGCUCCCACUAGGCCCUACCGCUCCAUCGAGGACAUUUAUCGUGCUUACAUGGAACGUCGUGAAAGGCCAAUGGAUGUUGUGGAGGACGUACUUAAACGAGCAAAAGCCUUGAAUGAAGACUUUCACUUCAUGGUACAGUUCCAAGAUGAGGAGCCACUAUUUCGUGCUGCUACUUUGAGUGCGCAACGCUACGCGCAAGGCAAACCACUGUCCAAGUUGGACGGUAUCCCCUUCAUCGUGAAAGACGAAAUGAGUGUUGCAGGCUUCCAGGAGCUCGUCGGAACGAACCCAAAGGACAAGAAGAACCCCCGCAUAGGGAAAUUGGCGACCAGAAAUGACCCUGUUAUCCAAGCUCUCAUCGAUGCUGGAGCUAUACUCUUCGGCACAAGUGUGAUGCAUGAAUAUGGUAUCAGCCCCGUCGGAUUCAACGUGUGGGCACAAGGACCACUGAAUGCGUAUGACCCUACUCGCUACACUGGGGGAAGCUCCAGCGGCCCCGCCACAGGAGUGGCAUUAGGCCUUUUCCCAUUUGCCAUUGGAUUCGAUGGAGGUGGAUCAAUUCGCGACCCGUCCUCAUGGUCUGGCGUCGUUGGAACCGUGGCAACAUUCGGCGCGGUCCGAUACGAGAAUGCUGAAACUGAAAUUUUUACGACACUUCACUGCGGCCCAAUUACGACAAACGUCGCUGAUGCAGCCAUCGUCUUGGACGUCAUGGCCAACACUAAGAAUAAGGGCCACCACUUUUACGAUAAAGUCUACAAGGACAUGUUCGGCAUUCGCAUGCCGUCGAUCAACUUCGGUCCGCUGUACGCACAGGAGUCGCGCUUUACCAUCGGGUAUCACACUGCCUGGUCGGAAGACUGUGCACCCGAAGUCAAAGCAAUGUUCUACGAGGUCCGCGAUUAUAUUAAAUCGCAUCAAGGGUGGAGAAUCGAACCAAACUUCGAGAUGAGCCAUUGGAAUGAUCAGGCUAUAUCUCACACUUUGACCAUUGGCCGGGAGUUUUGGCAAGCCCAUCAAAACGAUGUUAUUGAUAUUCUGGAGCCGAACACGAAGAUGUCCCUUGACCUCGGGAGGGAACUCGAUGAUAGUAUAACCGAAGCAACCGAGAAGAUGAAGAAGUGGGCAUCUGAGCAAUGGAUGAAGCAGUUCGAGAAAAUGGAUGCAGUAAUCACUCCGGCUAUGGCGAUCCCAGCCCAAACCAUUCAAAGCGGGGUCAAAGAGUAUGGCCUCUUCAACUUUACUCUUGUGUCGAUCAUGUCCAAGUAUAUCUGGCCAUCGAAUCUUAUGGGAUUCCCGUCGGUCACUGUGACAAUCAAAACAGACCCACUCCCCAUCGGCAUACAGGUCAUUUGCCCUCCGUUCAAAGACGGGCAAUGCCUGGCCAUCGCUAAGGAAAUCGAAGACCAUUUCGCACAUCAGAGGAAGCGUCCAGAGGUGGUCGUUCUAGAGGAAGCUCAAACUACCACGAAUAAGAAAUAG